CCUCGAACAUGUCCGGGAGGUCAUCAAGGUCGCACGACUAAUCUGUCCUCUAUUCCUCCACUUCAAAAGAGAUGCAAAAGCCUUCUUCCUUCCCAGACUUCAGAAUCUGGAGGUGCUGUCGUACCAGUUGGACGAAUACAUAAUGAACACCGAGAAAAUCGCUGAGGCGUUUGAACAGAGCAUCCUCCGUGACCUCAGCCUCAAGGUGAAUCAACGAACUGUGGUGAACCUCGACGUGGCUUUGUCUGAAGACGACAUACGAAGAAUGCGCUUCCAAAUUGAUCAGCUGGCUAAAAUCAGGAUGGACCCACAUUACCGACUGGUGUUCCUGUUCAAGAAAGUGAAGCUGUGUUCCCACUUCAUCACUGAGUUCAGCAAGAGAAAGCCCGAGAUGCUGCAGUAUCUAAAAGACCUGGAGGAGAGUGCCGCUCAGCUCGACAGCAUGAGUAAGGGGGCAGCGAUCUCCGGUGUGGUGAGCAGCUCAGUGGGAGCUGUUGGGGGCGUUCUCUCCAUCGCCGGUUUGAUACUGGCUCCUUUCACCUUUGGCACAUCUCUGGGCAUGACCAUCGAUGGGGUCGGGAUGUCAAUCGCCAGCGGUAUCACAGGCAUUGUCACCACCGCCACCGAGAUGGGAGUUAACGCUACACAAGAAGAGAACGCGAAAAAAGCCUUCCAAGGCUUCAUGGAGGAUGUGCAGAUUAUCCAGGCUUGUCUGGAGGAGGCGACCAGUCAACCAGACACCAAUCUAGAAACAUGUGGACCCAAUGACCUGAAGAGAGAAGUAACCAAGAUCUGCGAGUUCUUGGGGAAAGACCUCAGUGAAGAAGACAUCGAACACGUUGUAGAGAAAUCCACUUUCAAGACCAUGAAGAAAGACCCGAAAGCAAACUAUGAGUUUCUCCCCAAAGAGAAGAUCAGUGGAAACUUCAUGCGCAAAGGUAAGAUCGGAGACUGGAAGAACCUCCUCACUGUCGCUCAGAGCGAAGUCGACCGACUGCUUCAGGAGAAACUGGGUGAUUUGUGUCUGACGUUCAUCUGGGACGCAGACGAGCAGCCGCAAAGAUAAAAAUCCUCAGUCGCCAUCGCUGCGUAAAGUCGCUGCUGAUGAGUGAACUUCAAAUGCAUCCUGAAGAUUCCACGCUGUCUACGACGAGUACUUAAACUUCAGUUAGUGAAAAUAAAACACGAGAAGAAAAGCUGUUGGCCAAUCUGUUGAUCUUUAUUGUCUGUUGAAAGGAAUUUAGUUGCUUUUCUGUUUGUGGCUGCUUCGGUCACCGGAGACGACUCUCCACUUCAGUUCUCUUCUUCUGGAACAAGAGGAGGAGAAACAGUUUACAUCCCUAAACAAAACAGGAGUAAUAUGGAAACUGUUCUUUGCAGUAGGUUCUGUGUAAUUAUCCCUCCUUUAGAAUUAACUACUGAAUCUCACCACCUUCUUCCUCCUCGUCCUCUUCUUCCUCCUCUUCCUCCUCCUCCUCGUCAGAGCUGAAGGUCCCGUCGGGCAGACUGUACACCCGAAUCACUUGCUGUUGACCAAACAAAGAAAGAUCAGUGUCGGCUGCGAUACGUUUCUGGCCGCCUCUCGCUCUAGUGUGUCGUCCUGCGGUUCAGAACGGACGCCGCGACCUCUCACCUUGUUGGGGUCCUUCAGGAUGAGGUACUUGCCCUCGUCCAGCUUGCGGCAGAUGUCGAUGACGCAGCGGAGGAUGCCCCAGGCGUUCUCCAUGCUCAGGUUGAUCUGGCUGGCGAACUCGUUGGGCUUGAACUGCUGGGUACCCAGGAUGACGUGGCGAGCAGAGUCCUUCGCGUGAUACCGAGACACGUACCUGCAGAACGCACAACAUAGUCAACGCGACCUGUCUUAAUCGACUGGUUAAACAAGCGCAAGCUUUUUCACAUAAAUACAAACGUUUACUCUGCCAGUUUGAUAAAUCCAGGCCCACUGGUGUUCCUCACCCCAGUUUGAGGUACUCGGAUCCCGCCAGCAUGGCGCAGCAGGUCCAGCGAGCCAGUUUGUAGCUGUUGUUCUUCAGCUCAGUGGCCAGGACGGCACCUCGCUGAGAGUCCAGCUUCUGACGCCAGUCCACGCCGUUACAAUGCUGACGACGAAAACAAAAACAAGGAGGAGCGGAAGAGGAAGACGUUACUUACAGAACAAGCAACUGUUUUGACUGGAGCUGGAAAGUUAAGGGUCUGUGCGCGGUGGCAAUGCUGCGUUCACACAAAAACAUCCUAGCUAAUUUUCGUAGCGUUGUUUCGCCCACGCUGAUUUUGGGCGCAGCAUCAUUUUAACUAAAAAAUAGACAAAUAUCUGCGCGUUCUCUGUCGGACGCUGAUGUCAGUGAAUCUCAACGUGCACUGGCAUUUCGCAACGUUGCAUCAAUUCGCUUGAGUUCAAGUUGCUCAACUCUCGCAUCUUAAUAUCAUUGCUCAAAAUAUUCGAUUCACACUUGGUGUGAACAUAAGACUCCAAUGAGUCAACGUUUGAAUUUCCUUCACAACAAUUCACAAAACAACAACAACAAAAAAGCUUCAGUCGCUCCUCCUCUUACCCUGGAGUCCCACUCGUUGAGGGUCUUGACGUUGAUGAAGGACACCUCUCCGUUGGCCCCGGUCAUCACUCCGUCGUGCUCGCAGCGCACAAUCAGGUCGAUGUCUUCCCCGAGCUUCCAUUGGCGGUACCUGAAACACAGAGAGGAAACGUGUUAGUCUGAUACGUCUCGGCUCACUUUGGAUUUUCCAAGAGGCGUUACCGACGGGCGCAGUUCAAAGUGCCUCCGGAUGCAAUUGGACAGAAACUACAACCAGUGAGAGCAACAAAUCAUGUGACAAUAACUACAUUAUCUACCUAUUGUUCAAUACAUGAAUAUGAACAAAUUUUUAUUGACCUCAAUUACAGUUGUUGUGUUUGUCAACAACAGUCCAGCAAAGUCUCGCUGCUUCUGUCCUCGCAUCUAUUCUCGCCGUAUGAUUAUAAUAAAUCACUGGUUUGGUUUAUAAAGUGUCAGAAAAUAUGGAUUUGUUAGUAUUUUUUGUAAAAAUGUUGGAUUACAUUUCUCUCGACCUAAAUCGUGAAGGACUUCACUAUCAAAAAAAUGACUAAGUAUUCAAUUUCUGUGAAUAAGUUAUUAGAAAUAUUACACACUUUAGCAUUAAGCAAAAACACGUGUCAGCGCUUGUGAUUUACAUUCAUUUUAAAGAACUACUUUAUCUCCAACUCCUGAUGUAUUUUCCAUCUGUGGUAAAAGAACAACAACCUUGACAGUAGACUGAACCGCUUGGUUUCCUGAUCCUACCUGUAGGCUACAGACGCCACCUCACUCUUAUCCGUGUCCUCCUCCACGAACGGGUUAGGGUUAGGAAACUUGUGCCGCUCGCCACCCUGUAGAAAAGCAAACAAAUGUGACAUGGUUGUGAAAGAAUGACACCAUUUGGACGUACGAUGUCUUUAAAAGACUAAUUUCCUACCUGCUGUCAGAAUAAUAUAUAGAGAUGAUAUGGGUCAUAUUAAAUUUGACACGUGUGUGUGUGUGUGCGUGUGUUCACCAUUCGUAAACACUGCUGGCUGAAGUUGUGGUUGAUGUACGUCGCCUCCAUUGCCAGGUUGCGAGGCGAGUUAAAGGAGUUGCCCUCAUCCUGCGGAGGCUCGUUGGCGGUCUCGCUCACAGUCAGCAAAUC
Scophthalmus maximus (turbot) is the source of this 3678-nucleotide messenger RNA. RefSeq names its product apolipoprotein L4-like. Gene Ontology annotation, molecular function: sulfotransferase activity; lipid binding. NCBI's taxonomy places the organism in Eukaryota, Metazoa, Chordata, Actinopteri, Pleuronectiformes, Scophthalmidae. Gene Ontology annotation, biological process: lipid transport; lipoprotein metabolic process. Gene Ontology annotation, cellular component: extracellular region; membrane. The record is from RefSeq and is a predicted model, not a curated record.